Molecule: messenger RNA, 3657 nt
Organism: Phycodurus eques (leafy seadragon)
Lineage: Eukaryota; Metazoa; Chordata; Actinopteri; Syngnathiformes; Syngnathidae
Product: PHD finger protein 20-like
Exons: 16
Coding region: 58-2421 (787 amino acids)
Biological process (GO): regulation of transcription by RNA polymerase II
Cellular component (GO): NSL complex; nucleus
Source: RefSeq, a predicted model, not a curated record
ACUCGAUGUGACGUCACUCAUGAGCGCACUCACUGACUGCGCUGCUCAAACCGAGAGAUGAAGAGUCCUCCAGACAGGGCGGGCAUCAAGUUUGAGGUGGGCGCUCAACUGCAGGCCAGAGACCGCCAUACGAACUGGUACUCGGCCACCAUCGACAAAGUGGACUACGACAAAGAGCGCAUCCUCAUCCACUACCGCCGCUGGAGCCGCCGGCACGACGAAUGGUUCCACUGGAACUCGCCGUACCUGCGGCCACUGGAGCGAGUCGGCCUGAGGGGGAGGCGGGGCCUCAAUCCGACCAACGUUUCCACGCCGUUUGUUUCCGGCACCAAAGUUUUGGCCUGUUGGACCGACUGUCGUUUCUACCCAGCCAAAAUUCUGCGCGUCAACGAUGACGACUCGUACACUGUACGUUUCUAUGACGGCGUGGUUCGGACUGUGAAGCCCCCUAAAGUUAAAGCCUUACAGAAAAAAUCCAAAUGUGACAAGGCGCCUGUGGGAAGCGAGGGCUUGGAAGAAGGAGAGAGCGAGGAGGAAGAAGGAAGGGAGGAUGAAGAGGAGAACGAGGAGGAGAAGGCUGAAGACGAAAGGGGCCCCCAGCCGUCUUCGUCGUCGUCGUCGUCGUCGUCGUCGUCGUCAUCGUCAUCAUCAUCGUUGCCUCCACCAGCAGACAAGGAGAGUCUUCCACGCUCUCCGGGUGGAAACAGUGAGACACACGAGCAGCCAAUCACAAGCGAGCUUAGCCAGCCUGAUGUCCCAAAUCCUGCCCACAUCGACAAAGAUGUGCUGUUGGAGCGCCAAGCCCACCUGCCCACCACUCACAAAUUCAGCAGAGAACCCUUGUACAGGGUGAUCAAGAACCAGCCUCCCCCCAUCCUCUCCAUCGAGCUGGACCACAAUCCCUUCAAGUGUCCGUCGGCAGGCUGCAGCAAAUCCUUUCGGAAGGCCAGUCUGCUGCACUACCACAUCAAGUACUACCACGCGGAGCAGGAGCAGCAGCCGGACGAGCGAGGCAGCGUAGUUGCAGCGGAAACGCCCAGGAGAAAGCGCUCGACUUCCGAGGGCGGCCACUUCCUGUAUGACACAACAAGCGACACCUGUCACCAUGACGACAGAGAGCGCAGGACGACGGCAACAGCAGAGGUGAAGAGGGACAAGAGUCAUCAAGACAGGAAAGAGAGGAAAAACUUCAUGAGGGGCAAAUUGAAGAGGAAGAAGAAGAAGAAGAAGAAGAAAAAAAAGCUGAGUCAAUCAGACGUGUGCAGUAGCGACGACGGCGGCUUGGCCCCGUCUUCCAUCACCUUCAAAGUCGACGAGGAGCACCCCAGCACGCGCACACCGGACGACGGCAGCGACUGGUCGACGCUGACGGCCGAGAGCGGCGAGGACGCGCCCUCCUGGUCGCUCGCCACGGGGACGGAGGACUGCGAGGCGGUGAGGUGUGUGUGUGAGGUGGACGAGGAGAACGACUUCAUGAUUCAGGUGAGCUGCCCGGUUGGGUUUUUUGAAGCAGCUGAGCGCAAGCGACCGCGUUCUACUUUGGCUGUUUGCGUGCAGUGCGAGUCGUGCUUGUGUUGGCAGCACGGCACCUGCAUGGGCUUGUACGAGGACAACGUCCCACGGAACUACAUCUGCUACUACUGCAGACACUGUACAGGUUGGAGGCGGGCUCAGUAUUACCUGUCCGAGCCCGACUCGCUGACUUCCGGGCGCAUGUUCGGCCUGUCUUUCGUGAGGGACAACUACUCGGAGAGCAACACCUCCAAGAUCACGCAAACCAGCGGCCUCCUGGCACACACGCACAGCCUCAAUCAGGUCCUCAGCGGGCUGCAGCUGAAGAUUAGCCUCUUGCAUGCGCCGUCGCACCCCGACUUGCAGCUGUGGCGGUUGCCGUGGACGUCGGAGGAGGGGCGCAAGCCGAGAGAAGAGACCCCUGUCAGCUAUGUCAGCAGCGAGCACUGCUACCAGAAGCCCGUUGUGUUGUGGGAAAAGGCGAAGGACAAGCCGACGGCCGCUGCGAAACAAGACGCACGCGAUGAGACGGAUAAGGAAAUAAAGCGGGAAGACUCGCGAUAUGACGAAGGCGAUUGGCACGGCCGCGCCAAAAGAACUAAGCGCGGGUGCACAAACGGCGACAAAGGGCACGCGCGAGCUCACCCGCCGACCUCGUCGACCUCGGUGACGGCGUGCCAGCUGAACCUGCUGGAGCACGUGGAGCGCCUGCACCAACAGAUCAGCACCAGGAUGGACAUCAUCGAGAAGGACCUGGAUGUUUUGGAGUCAUGGUUGGACCAUUCCGGCGAGCUGGAGCCUCCCGAGCCGUUGUCCCGCCUGCCUCAGCUCAAACAGCAAAUCAGACGCCUGCUGCACGACCUGUCCAUCGUGAGGCGGCUGUCUGUGCGCCACUGGCACUCCAGCUAACAAACAGAUAGCACAUGGGACAAAUCAGGCACUCAAGCGCCUCCCUUCCCGCCCUCCACACCCCAAAAGUGCACUACGCAGAAACAGACGUAUUCCGCAUUCAGCAGCUAACUAACUUCGCCGUGUACACAUCAACGCACACUCUUGAGCAUGAUUCUUUUACCAGCGUUUUGACGUUUGCUUGUACAUUGUAAGUUUAUUUAAUUUGUUGAAAACCAAGAGGGUUCUUGUUUUGACAAGAAUCAUAUCAGGAAAUCUGUUAUUCUUGAACAGAUGGCAUGAUGCUUUUGUUUUUGUUUUAAAGAUGGAAAAAAAAGGUCAAAUGCUAAACAAGACUCAUGCGUGUAUGCAUAUGUCCAUGGACGCCAUUUGGACAGAAGUAUCGGGACACCCGGCCGCCGGCCGAGGGUGAGCCCGGAUUUUGGUAGCGUGACAACCGGUGGGCCGGCUCUUUGGUCGUCUCCUCUUCUGCCUCGCUCGGCGGUCGGCCGCUUGCUUCAACUAGCGGAAGCAGAGCAUUUUUGCGCCGCUUGGGCACGUCACCAAAUACAAACCGCCACGCACUCUGCCAACGGAGUAAUCAAGUAAGUUUGUUCAUAUGAAGCUAAACACUGUUAUCUCGAAGUGAGCGCCCAUAGACAUUCAAGUGCAUUAUUACUGAUCAAUGCAGCGUUUCAUUGCCAAGCCGCCAAAUGUCACUUUUCAAUUUAUGCGGCCACGUGGUGCUUGACAGAGCCAAGCGCAACACCCCCCACAUAAACAAUUUCGUGAAACAUUACCACUUCAUUAUCAUAAUCGAAUACUUCCUGUCAGCGAUGGCGAAUCUGUGCUAGCACUGCAGCUCUGCUUACCUUUGCUGUGACAUGAUACAACUUGAGCCGCCGCUUCCAAGUGGUUCUCUCGCUCUGGAACAUCGGUGGGACUAAAGUACAGAAGGGCUCGCUCACAGACGGCUGUAGAAAUAGUCAGGUAACUAAAGAUUCGAUUGGUUGUUAAAUUUCACACUUGAUAGGUGGGUAAGCAGACAACUAUUUGCAUACAACACGUUAACUCAUCUUUCACUUUCCUGCAGGCAACCUAAUACAUGUGGCCGUUUGAAGGAUGAGAUUUUGCUCACUGAUUGGUUGCGUCAUCCUGCACACACACAGCAAGCAAACUGUUUUCUAUUCUUCUACGAGAAACGGAACUGUAAGAAGUUGUAGAUUUAUUUUGAUGGUGUUAAACUCACAAAAAACA